UAGCAUUAACAUUAGAAACGCUUUUUGAAACAAAUAUGACAAAUCCUCUUUGUACAACCAAAUUGGGAUUAAAUAGUUGGGACUUAUUUAUUCUUAUUGGAAAUCAAGGAAUAGAAAUGAUUACUGUUCGUCCAUUAACAGUUAUAUUAAUUGCUCGUCUCUAUCGAUGUUCGAGUGAAGAUCAACGAGUCUUGUCUCGAUCAUUGCCAAUUAUGAUUAGUGUAGCUCAACAAGCAAUAUCGAAACAUUUUAUUGAUCCACCUCAACAAUAUCCAAAUGAUGGAAAUGUUUUAAGUUUAACAAUUUGGAGCGAUUUUGUUGGCUUCAAUAUAAAUGAGAAUAUAAAAACAAAUUCAACAUUUUAUAAUGAUUUUUGUAUAAAUACUAAUGUUCUCAAUAGAUUUAACUUAGCACGAACUGGUCCUAUACCAUUUUGUGAUGAAACACAAUUAUCAAAAUAUAAUUACACAUUACCAUCCACUUUGAAAGAUGUUAUGUAUAAAAGAAAUCCAAAUUAUUGGGGAAAAUUUGAAGUUAAUCAAAAAACAUUUCGAUCUCAACGAAGUGGAAUAUUAUUAUUUAAUGGAGAUUUAGAUUAUCAUUCUCCAAUGUCAACAGCACAACAAGUACAAAAAUUAUUUCAAUCAAAAUCUAUUCGAACAAAAUUAAUUGAAAUGAAAGGUUUAACUCAUGUUACUGCGAUUCAAUCUUAUACAAAAAAAGGUGGUUUGCAAUCGUCAACAUGUACACAACAAAUUAUUCUUCAAUUUUUAUAUCAACAACAAUUAAAUUUAGAUUUGGAAACUAUUAAUUAUACGUGUAGUUUGAAAGAAAAUUUAAUUGGAAUCGAUUGGUUUUAUUCAGAUCCAACUGUUAAUCAAACAUUAUACAUUGUGUUUGCUAAUUCAACAACAAAUUAUUGGGGAAUAAAUACGACUGACAUAGAAGUUACGCCAAUAACAAAUGAGUCUAACAAAUUCGACACUAAUUUAUUCUUAUUUAUCUUACUGAUUUUUUUAUACUUCUAG
This is a messenger RNA of Rotaria sp. Silwood1, 1028 nucleotides long. The record is from the annotation of a GenBank genome assembly. Lineage: Eukaryota; Metazoa; Rotifera; Eurotatoria; Philodinida; Philodinidae.